CUCCAACCCAUUCGAAUAACUUCCUUCAACCACUCGCGCACGUCAGCAACGCACUCCCAAUCGCAUCGCAUAACAUAUUUUUCCGAAGUAUAUAUAUAUAUAUACACACAUAUGUAUAAUUAAAUUAUAUACAUUCUUGUCUACCAAAAAAAAGGAAAAAUCAUAUACAUUCUUCUGUUUUGUCUAAUCAAUGAAUGGUGUUCCGAGGCACGAACGCCGAUGGGCGUCCGACACCGUUCCGGAUAAAGCAGCCGUGAGUACCGGAACUUCGCCGGAAACUGAGUACAACUCCUUCUCCGACGAGUAUGUUGAGGUCACUCUUGAUCUUCAAGACGACCACACCAUCGUUCUCCGCGGCGUUGAGCCGAUUACUGUCAUUAACGUCAACGAUGGUGUCGCUACUAGCGGAAACGAAACUCCGGCAUCCGAUGCGAGGUCGCCGACGGUCAGGAGGAGCUCUUCCAACAGGUUGCGGCAGUUCUCGCAGGAGCUGAAAGCCGAGGCGUUUGCCAAGGCAAGGCAGUUCUCACAGGAGCUUAAGGCGGAGCUGCGGCGGUUCUCGUGGAGUCACGGCGUGUCUGAAACGGCGUUGGUAGCUCGAGAUCUUAGGAAGCAACGCGCUCAGCUUGAUCGCAGUCGGUCCGGUGCUAAGAAAGCAAUCCGUGGACUCAAAUUUAUCAGCAGUAAAUCCAAUGGUGUUGAUGGCUGGAACGAGGUGCAGAGAAAUUUCGAUAGCUUUGCCAAGGACGGUUUUCUCUACCGCACCGAUUUUGCGCAAUGCAUAGGGAUGAGAGAUUCUAAGGAGUUCGCUCUGGAACUAUUUGAUGCUCUGAGUCGGAGACAGAGACUGAAGGUUGAAAAGAUCAGCAGAGAUGAACUUUACGAGUUCUGGUCGCAAAUUACCGAUCAAAGUUUUGAUUCGCGACUCCAGAUCUUCUUCGAUAUGGUGGACAAAAAUGAAGAUGGCAGAAUCGCGGAAGAAGAAGUGAAAGAGAUCAUCAUGCUAAGCGCUUCAGCAAAUAAGUUAUCCAGAUUGAAGGAGCAGGCCGAAGAAUAUGCAGCUCUGAUCAUGGAAGAGUUAGACCCCGAAAGACUUGGCUACAUCGAGCUAUGGCAAUUGGAGACGCUUCUGUUACAAAAGGACACGUACCUCAACUACAGCCAAGCUCUAAGCUACACAAGUCAAGCUUUGAGCCAGAACUUACAGGGACUAAGGAAGAGAAGUCCGAUACGUAGGAUGAGCCGCAGGCUGCUCUACUAUUUGCAAGAAAAUUGGAAGAGACUUUGGAUUUUAACAUUGUGGAUUUCCAUAAUGAUGGGGCUGUUUACGUGGAAGUUCAUUCAGUACAAGCGAAAAGAUGCUUAUCAUAUCAUGGGUUACUGUCUACCCACGGCGAAAGGUGCGGCUGAGACUCUUAAGUUCAACAUGGCACUUAUACUCUUGCCCGUAUGCAGAAACACCAUAACUUGGCUCCGGUCCACCAAGCUGGCUUACAUUGUACCUUUUGAUGAUAACAUCAACUUUCACAAGACAAUUGCUGCGGCCAUAGUGAUUGGUGUUAUACUUCAUGCCGGUGACCACCUUGCUUGUGAUUUUCCAAGACUUGUAAAUGCGCCUGAAUAUGUUUACAAGAAGUAUUUGAAUGGCGUAUUUGGUGAUCAUAAACCCACUUACGGAGACCUUGUUAUAGGGGUCGAGGGUAUGACUGGAAUUUUGAUGGUGGUUUUUAUGGCAAUAGCAUUUACGCUUGCAACAAAAUGGUUCAGGAGAAACCUUAUUAAGCUGCCUAAACCAUUUAAUAGGCUCACUGGUUUCAAUGCUUUCUGGUAUUCACACCACCUAUUUGUCAUUGUCUAUCUCCUGCUCAUCAUUCACGGUGUAAAUCUUUACUUCGUGCACAAAUGGUACCUUAAAACGACAUGGAUGUAUCUUGCAGUUCCAAUUUUACUUUAUGUGGGAGAAAGAACACUCAGAUUCUUCCGUUCUGGUUUGUACACAGUCCAUCUUAUAAAGGUUGCCAUUUAUCCUGGAAAUGUUCUUACUUUACAAAUGUCGAAGCCACCUCAAUUUCGUUACAAGAGCGGACAAUACAUGUUUGUGCAAUGUCCUGCUGUUUCUCCAUUUGAGUGGCAUCCAUUUUCUAUUACCUCAGCCCCUGACAAUGACUACCUGAGUGUUCACAUAAGACAACUGGGAGAUUGGACUCAGGAGCUUAAAAGGGUAUUCUCUGAGGCCUGUGAGCCUCCCGUAGCUGGGAAGAGUGGGCUUCUCAGGGCUGAUGAAACGACGAAGAAAAGUUUGCCAAAGCUGAAGAUUGAUGGACCUUACGGUGCGCCAGCACAAGACUACAGAAAAUAUGAUGUCCUGUUACUUGUCGGUCUAGGAAUAGGAGCAACACCUUUUAUCAGUAUUCUAAAAGAUCUUCUCAACAACAUUAUCAAAACGGAGGAGCUGGCGGUGAGUUUUAACGAUUCAGUCUCUGAUUCAAGUAGAGGUUCGGAUCUUAGCGUUGGGAGUACAGAUUCACCGUCUCUUAACAAAAUUUCUCCUAAACGGAAAAAAACACUGAAGACUACCAACGCUUAUUUCUACUGGGUAACAAGAGAGCAAGGUUCUUUCGAUUGGUUUAAAGGGGUUAUGAAUGAAGUUGAUGAACUUGAUCAAAGGGGUGUUAUUGAAAUGCACAACUACUUGACUAGCGUAUACGAGGAAGGGGAUGCCAGAUCCGCCCUCAUCACCAUGGUGCAAGCCCUCAACCAUGCAAAAAAUGGAUUUGAUGUUGUUUCUGGGACUAGGGUGCGAACUCAUUUUGCCAGGCCUAACUGGAAGAAGGUUUUCUCUAAAAUAUGUUCUAAGCACUGCAAUGGACGAAUAGGGGUAUUUUAUUGUGGCGCACCAGUUUUGGCCAAAGAACUAAGCAAGCUCUGCUUCGAGUUCAACGAAAAAGGUUCAACAAAAUUUGAGUUCCACAAGGAGCAUUUCUAGGGAAUUUGGACGGAGCUUUCCCAUCUGUAGUUCUGUACCACGAUUUAACACAAGUACAUGACAGCUUAAACCCGUCAUUUUAGCAACUUGUCGUAGCCAGAUUUUAAGAUUUUGUUGAAUAAGCUAAAACCUUCUGUGUAUAGAAAGUGAAGCAUUGUACAUAUCGUCCAGCAAGAUGGCUGGGCAUUUCAUCAUACACGUGGCGGCAGCGCAAAGGAGAUAUGCGCGUACUGGACUCCAGCAACAGUGCGGUACAGCUAAGUUGGACCGUUGACGUUAUUUAUAUCCUGGAGGGCCGCAUAGAUAUUUGGCAUAUACAUCAAUAGGACGACGAUAUAGACAGUUUUGAAAGUGAUAGAAGAAGUUGGGUAGAGGACUAAGGAGUGGGACAGGGUGACUUUUCAAGACCAAAUUCCUCGUUUUCCUCCCAGGAAUCUUUCUAGAAGAGUGAGGGUGAAACUGGUGAUUCACCCCUGCUUCUUCUGCUUGGAUUUCUUACCUCGGGAGGGAGAGGAGAUCUAUAUAGUAUAUAUACUGUACAUGAGACUGGUAUAGUGUGUUCUUUUUCUUAUCCUUUUAGUGGCGAACAAAUAUUAAACAAUUAUUGUUCUUUUUUCCAUAAGAACAAUAAUUGUUUAAUUAUUUCCCCUCUGCUCAUUG
Gastrolobium bilobum is the source of this 3646-nucleotide messenger RNA. Its product is annotated as respiratory burst oxidase homolog protein A-like. Gene Ontology annotation, molecular function: calcium ion binding; NAD(P)H oxidase H2O2-forming activity; peroxidase activity. Gene Ontology annotation, cellular component: plasma membrane. Bases 191 to 2986 code for a protein of 931 amino acids. The transcript is spliced from 14 exons. The record is from RefSeq and is a predicted model, not a curated record. NCBI's taxonomy places the organism in Eukaryota, Viridiplantae, Streptophyta, Magnoliopsida, Fabales, Fabaceae.